CCUCUUCGUUCACCACCGUCACAUCCCAUCUGAGAUUAGGGUUUUUUACCCCCCUUGCAAAUCCUCCCGCGACAGCCUCGGAAGUUCCCGAUUCGCGAUCGCAACUAUGAGAGUCGCGGCCAUCGCUUCGUCCGUCGCCGCCCUUCGCUUCCCGACCCGCCACCGCCUCUUCCUCCCCUCCUCGUACCACUCCCACCUCGCCGGUUCGCCGUCCCUCCGCCACGCGCGUCGCCGAACCGGCCGGAGAACGAUGUCGGAGCAGUUCUCGUCGCCGUCUUCUUCUUCGGCACCGAUUGCGUCAUUGGCCAGGCCCGUCGACGGCGACGUCGAAGCCGAGAAGCCGCCGCAGCGGCAUCCCUGGCUCAUCGUCGGUCUCGGGAACCCCGGCAAGAAGUACGGCGGGACUCGCCACAACGUGGGUUUCGAGUUUGUAGACGCGGUAGCCGAAGCCGGAGGGAUACCCAUCAGCAGCGUCUCGUUCAAAGCCCUCUUUGGAAAAGGUUUCAUAGGGAAUGUCCCAGUCAUUCUUGCCAAACCACAAACAUUUAUGAAUGCUAGUGGCGAGUCUGUAGGACCGAUCGUUUCAUAUUAUAAUAUCCCAUUGAAGCAAGUACUGGUGGUUUUUGACGACUUAGAUUUGCCCUUUGCAAAAUUGCGCUUGUUGCCAAAGGGCGGACAUGGUGGACAUAACGGGAUGAGAAGCGUGAUUAGUCAUCUAAAAGGGAGCCGUGAUUUUCCUCGAUUAAGAAUAGGUAUUGGGAGGCCACCUGGUAAAAUGGACCCAGUGAACUUUGUCAUGCGACCAUUCAAUAAACAGGAGCGUGAGGAGUUGGAUUUUACAUUUCAACAAGGUAUAGCGGCUUUGCGGAUCCUUCUGCUGGAAGGAUUUGACAAGAGUGCAACAUUUGUCAACAGCAACAAACCAUUGGAACAACUUAGUUGAAAAGACAUUGAAUUUCUUUUUCCAGUCAGAAGAUACUCUGCUGUAGCUACCGUCGGAGACUUUGCUCUCUAACGACUAUUUAGUCGGGCAGCCAGAAGAGGUUUCUCGGGCAAAAGCUGGUUCAGAUGAAUCGAUGCAACGGAGAACAUCUUCGUUUCUUCGUUGCUUUACUGAUUAUACGUGUCUUGGUUCAUAAUUAAACCAAAACUUACUUUGAUUUUCUUCUUUUCCAAAUCAGAAGUGAAAUCCAAAAAGUUCCUAUAGGCUUUUGCAAGUUUUGCUCGGCUUCCAGAUCUUUCCUUCCUUUUCGGUUGUUGUUUUGGGUCAACCCCAAAGGCCCGAAUCCCCGGCAGGGGCAUAUAUUACAAGGGCAAACUUAGACUGACUUAGACAGUUGUAUGUGGGUGAAUUGAUUCUUCCAUGCUUGAUGA
This is a messenger RNA of Syzygium oleosum, 1374 nucleotides long. Its product is annotated as peptidyl-tRNA hydrolase, mitochondrial. The record is from RefSeq and is a predicted model, not a curated record. Bases 107 to 943 code for a protein of 278 amino acids. Gene Ontology annotation, molecular function: peptidyl-tRNA hydrolase activity. The transcript has 8 exons. Lineage: Eukaryota; Viridiplantae; Streptophyta; Magnoliopsida; Myrtales; Myrtaceae.